Messenger RNA from Ochlerotatus camptorhynchus, 9173 nucleotides. RefSeq names its product 2mit (gene 2mit). The record is from RefSeq and is a predicted model, not a curated record. Gene Ontology annotation, molecular function: protein binding. NCBI's taxonomy places the organism in Eukaryota, Metazoa, Arthropoda, Insecta, Diptera, Culicidae. Bases 2263 to 6363 code for a protein of 1366 amino acids. The transcript has 4 exons.
GCGAAUGGACGUGAAAAUUCCUUCGAAGAAUUUGGGUGCUCAAAGCCGCCGGGUGAGAAAGUGCUCCUACAUCUGAGAGAUAACUCCCACAUAUCUUAAAGUUGUUCUUGCCAGCACUCCGGUGUGAGUAUGGAUGCAGGAAGAACGUUAUAACCACGUCGUCGUCCGCAUCGAGUGUAUGUCUGUGCUCAUAAACCAGGAUCGUGCAUAAGAGGACAGAAAAAAGUUCUAAACUUUAAUGGAUGUUUGAGAAAGUUGUUCUUCUCCUAGGAGGCAUUCGACGAGUACUCCAAAAGUGGUAAAACCAGCAGCAACAGCAGCAGCGGGAACAAACAAAACCAAAGCCAAGUAAACAAUUGUUCUUUUGCAUAAUCGCACCGGGGGAGUCACAAAAAACUGGAAAUAGUUGUUCUGAAGUGGCACAGUGUGGAAAGACACGAGGUACUUGUUUUCCCCCGUGGGCUACUGGUGCGAAAGUUGUUUCGGCCGAGUUUUCGUCAACCCCCGGCACAAUGAUUGGAUAUACGUGAGAAGAAGACACCAAAAUCAGUACGGAAAACAUUCGUCAUACCAUUCGGAGGUAUGUGAGUGUCGCAACAUAGGAUUGAGAAUAAAAAAAUAGUGUUUUGCAACGGUGCCAAGUGUGAAAAAAGAGUUAUGAAAUAUGUAUUACAGUGUGCCAAAACAUUGCAUCAAUCCAGCCAAAAACCAACCUGCGGUGCAUAGUUCGUAGAAUUAAGUGUUCCGGUUUGAAUUGCAAAUCUAUUCCUUGUGUAUCGUUCAACGACUUUCGAAAAAAAGAAAUCUGAGUAUAUUAAUAGAGAAGAACCAAUAUUGAAAUUUACUCUGGAUUUUUCUCCUGAAAUCAAACGUAAGGGAAAACUAAAAGGUGACAUCGCAGAGAUCAAAGCAUAACGAAAAGUGGAAACUGUAUCAAAUCAAAGAUCGUUGUCGGAUAGCAAAAUUCAAAGAACACAAUAUCAAAGGGAAGUAAAUACUGAGGUCAUACUGGAAGGAUGAUUUACUUCUAAAAUCAGGACCUUGCGACGGCUGUUUCCGUAGUCCAUUGCUGAAGGAAAAAAGAAGUCCCUCGACAGGUCGGAGCCAGUAACGUUAGCGCCACAGUCGCAAAGCAGUGAAGGUAUUUUCACCGGAAAAAUGGCUCUAUUAAGGUCCAAUCCCCAAGCGGGGCUUUUCUGUUCCAGACUAGUAAAUACGAAUCCCGAAGGAGCCUGAAGCGAGCGCAUUAUUUUGUGAUUCUAAGGAAAUCCAAAGCACAAAGGGACAUCAAAGCAUAGGAUCUAUAAAUAUCCGCUGCGUUAUUUUUGCGGUACCUUUGGUUCUCCUACCAUCUUUAAAAAGGCAAAAUUUGACGAGGGAAAUACAAAGAGGUUUUGAAUCAAUUAAAAAGGGAAAAGUUGGGAAACGAUACAAAUUAUUUGGUGGCAAACGUUGCAAAGAUAAUGGCAGCAAGGAUCUGUUGCAUCAGCAGUGCUAGAGUAAAAGAAGGGAGGGUUUAGCGCUCAAGGAGAAGGAAAAAACCAAGGGAGUGCCAGUGAAAUUAAUUGCCAACGCAACUGUUUUCACAAGCCUGGAUACUUUGCUUUUUCCGAAAACCAUUUUCCCAGUAUGACCUAUACCUCCCAUCAUCAUCGUCAUCAUCAUCAUCAUCAUCAUCAUCAUCGUCAGUGGUGGUGGUUUCAGUUUGAGGGACAGCAAUUGAGCCGAGGCUUGAUUGAAGUGGAAAUGAAAGCAGGCAGAACAAGUGGCUGUGCAUCGAACUGUAAUAAAGUGGCUAACGAUGUGUUAUAAUUAAAUCACGACAGAUGCGUACCGCGCCACCAGAUGACUUUGGCGGAAGUUGCACCAGUAAAGCACUGGACCAAGUGAGAUAGAAGCAGAGGCAGAGGCAACGAAUGGUUAUUGCUGCUGCGGAAACGGAUUCUACGACAUAAUCGUAAAUUGCGCCAUUUGCAGCUGGCAGGACUCCCAUCAUCGUGCUGUUCAUUUCGAUUCGAAGUAAUCGCUGCUCAUCACGUCCACUAAGUUGAUGGUAACAUAAGCGCACAAAACCACCAGCCCCUUUGUGGUUGACCACAAUAUCGGAACAGUUUUAUCAUCCCAUCGGUAGUAGACCACUUUAGUGCCAUACGGAGAGCCAAGUUGCUAAGAGUCAGUCUCUCAAUUUGUGUGAUAAGCAUAAUAAUAAUAACGAUAAUAAUAAUAAAAAUAAUAAUAAUAAUAAUCGCUGUUGUAGAAAUAAUGAACACGUUCAAAAUGACCACGAUAGCAUUCCGACGUUGGUUGAUGAUGAAACAUGUAAUCAUAAAUGCGUCAUGUUUGCUAAUUAUAUGCACAGCUGCCAACGUUGCCACGGCACCCUCGACGACAGGAGCGGUAACGGGGGUGGACAUCCCAAGAGGCAAGUUUCAAUCGAUUCGUGACACCGUUGGCGCCGGAAACCGACCAGACAAUAAGCAGACGCCCGCUGUGCAUAGAAAUUUGAUGCUUGAGCGAGAAUUUUAUGUGAAUAGCCACGAUAAAACUUUAUCUCCCGUAAAGUCUGAUUACGAUGUUAAGGAUUUCCAGAACAAACGUGACUCUCGGUUUAGUGCAAAUGUGAGGUGGAAACGAAGCCCUAGUAACUCUAGUACAAAUAGCAAUUUCAAUAUUCUAAACUUAUCAAACAAGAAGCUUAGUGAUGGCAAGCGUUUAGCAGAAGAGUUGUCAAACUACAGCCACAGGCAGAUUAAUUACGAGAUAAGUCACUACUACAACUUCAGUGAUAUCAGUGCAUUAGACCUAUCGAGAAACAGCCUAUCGGAGGAACUUCCGGAACAUGUGCAAGGAAACUUUUCCGGUCUCUCAUGGCUAGACUUGUCGGAAAAUAAUCUCACCUCCGCAAUUGGACUGAAGUUUCCCGCACUAAAAUAUUUGAAUCUGUCGAGCAAUCACAUAAAGUCAUUUUCUACCACCCACCUGCAGCAUUUGACUCGGCUGGAUAUCUCCUGCAAUUCCAUAUCCAGUAGGGUAGCACUUCUCCCUCUGAUGCUACGAAAUCUGACCGAUCUGGAUCUCAGCUGCAAUCAACUGGAAACUAUAGACAAAAGUUUCUGCUUCCACACCCACUCGCUGCACCGGUUAGACAUUUCCGAAAACGUAAUCAAGCGGCUGAAUCGUUCCAUUUUCUACAAUCUUAUCAACCUAGAGCAUCUGAACCUCGCCGGAAAUCGAAUCGAUGUUAUUGAAAAUGACACGUUCUCCUAUCUGCUAAAUCUGCAAUUUCUGGACCUGUCGCGCAACGACAUCGGACCGGGCUCGAUUCGGGCGCUUCAGGGCAUUCCGGCACUGAUUGGCCUUUCGUUGGCGUACAAUGCGCGCCUCGGACCGGUCAUGCACGAGUUUGUAGCCUCCUGGAGCUUGAAAGAGCUGGACGCUAGCGGAACUGGGCUGUGCCACAUCCCGACGGCACUGGCGCAGUCGGUUAAAUCGCUGAAGUUGACCAAUAAUUUGCUGAGCGUGAUACGGAGUGGUGAUUUGGACAGCUACCCUCUACUGCAGCAGUUGAUUCUUUCGGAUAACCUUAUAGCCGACAUCGAAGAAGACGCUCUCGGACGGUUGGAGCUGCUGUCGACACUGUUCCUUGACCGCAAUCGGCUGGUGCGCGUUCCGAUUAGCCUCCCAUCGAACCUGAUCCACCUUCAUCUGCAGAACAAUGAAAUUUACGAACUCCUGCCAAACGUGUUUCGGAAUUUAAAAAAUUUAAAGACUCUCAAUCUCGCCGGAAAUAGAAUUGCCUAUCUACCGGAACUGCCUCUACCGGGGUUGGUGGAGUUGAAUGUGAGGCGUAACGACUUGAAAGGGUUGAGUCAAUCAGUAGUGAAAACGUCACCCAACCUGAGGGACUUUCUGCUGGAGAACAAUCCGGUCAAAUGUGCCGACCUGCUCGGCAUUGCCGAGUGGGUUAAACCGUGCCGCGAUGAGAUGCUUUUCGAUGAUAGGGACUAUCCUGACAGCGAUGACAGUGGAAAUGAAUUUGAAAUUUUCGGAAGAUUUACGACCGGUCUCCGGCACAAUAGCUGCUGCCGUAGAGAAGGCAAGAGAAAAACUCCACUGAAGAUGGCGAUGAAAAUCGCUUCAUUCAAAUCGCUGUGCCGAAAUGAAAAUUUAAUUAACCUUAACGCAUCAAAUCGCCUUAAAAGCGAUCAAACAACCGUGAAGCAUCCAUUAGAAGACGAUAAAAUCAUUCCACCGAUAACGAACGCAAGGACUACCACCACGGCCGCUACUACUUCUGCUAAAAUUGGCAUGAUGAAUGAUAAGCUCAGGCCCACCUCCGAGGAGAGUUUAUUAAAGAAUUUAACGACCCCGGCAACACUGUCAGCACAGCUGCAAAUACCGACACCAAAGGUUCAUAAUAACGAAGCUGGUGAGGCAAAUUCUAGCUUCAUUAUCAGCGUCGAGAAGAAGGCAAAUUUAAAUGCAAAUUUGAGUGCUGAAAGUUUGCAAAAUCUUACAACUGUAGCGCCACAAUCGCCCGGACUGCGUUCAACAAUGCCGGCGAUACUGCAGCUUAAUUUUCAUAAUGGGACGAUUAAAGAUGCGAAAGCAGAUAAAGUGGCAACGCUAAAGAAAGGCAAAAUCAGCUCAUUGACAAAGAAAGCGACGAAAAAGAGUCAGAGAAAGUUCACCCCGAGCCCUAAUCCGGAGAGCAAUGAUAAAUUAGAGAAUAGUUCAAGUGUAAACAAAGCCGUCAAUUUAACGGCAAUAACACCGAUUGUUAACGUAACUGGAAGGAGACGUGACGAAGCGAGUGAUAAGAGUGAUUCCCGUGCAAAGGACCGACAGCCCGAGGUGGAGAAAAAACUCAACAGAAAUAGCUUAAUUCAAGCUGAUUCGAUGGCAACAGAAACGAGUCCCGGCCCGGAGCAAACGACAAGUACGAGUGACAAAUUGGUAGAAAUAACAUUGACGACGGCGGCGGCGACGACGACGACGACGGAGAUGCUAUCCUCGUCGUCCGCAUCGUCAUCAUCCCUGACGCCUGCUUUGACCUCGAUCAUGGCAAAAUAUGAGCACACGGCAGAGCAAAAAUGGACAAAGCCAACUACGACGACGACGAUGAUGAUGAUGAUGGUGACGACCGGAGCAAGGACAACAAACGAGGUCUCCAUCAACAAUAAAAACAGCUCUCAUCCGAACAAUACUAAACAAACGAACAGCAGUGCCAACGGCAGUGUGGAACAAAACGUUUCACUCACUACAACUCCGGCGCCAGUUGUGCAUGGAGCUAAACAGACCAACUACGGUAAAUCCAGUGCCAAAGGAAAAGCCAAUUCCACUCGGUACAAUAUAACCAAAGCACGCAAGAAUGUAAAUCAUAUGAAGAUGAAAUUAAAAUUUAACCACGAUCAAAUGCACGAUGAUGAAUUUCGCGACAAUUUUGACACUGACAGCGUAGGUCUGCUUGGAAACAACUUUGGCUAUGGUCAUCCCAGUCACGGCAAUGGCCCGCACAGAAAAAGCAAAUUUUCCAUCUACGACAGCAUCUAUAUGGCGUCGCUGAAAAAUGCCAACUUCGAACCAUUCCAUCAUUCCAUGCACGUACCCAACGCAAACCACUCGGUACUGGCAGAAACCCCCGCUGACAAGACAAGUAACGGCGAAAUUCCUGCCACGUCCGUAGAAACGUCGUCAAAAAUUCUACCGCAAGAAUGGAAUGAUGUACGACCAAUGUCAAGUGGCGGCUCUCAUUACGGUCUAUUCAUUGUGGUCGGGGCAACAUUCGGUAUGCUAAUUUCAUUCGGGUUGUUCCAUCUCUAUUAUUGUCGUGUCCGGCGGGGUCAACAUCUGCACGGACAUCACCAUCAUUAUCAGCAGUAUCCGACCCAGCAUAGUUCUGAUGGUAGUGGCGGUGGCAGUCAUAAUUCUACUCAUCAUCGCUAUUCAUACGCAUUCGAACAGGACGACAGUGAUGAACGUCUAACGUAUACUAUAUCGACCUCGGUCCUAGAUGGUCCUGAGGAGGACGGAUGUUCGCCAAUCCAUCACCAACAGCAGCAGCAUCCACAACAGGAUCGGCAGCGAGAUGUCCUCCAUAUGGACAUACUAAAUCCACUCAAAUCAAAACCAUUGUCACGGAAUCCGAGCACAAGUAGUAGUGCUAGUAGUUGUUUCGACGUCGACAGUGGUGCAUCCAACUGUAGUGAACUGGGUGUCCUCCGGCCAACAGUAGCCUACAGUAGUGAUGAUUAUCGUUCCGAUAAUCAGAAACCCCAGCACCCCAAUCGGAAUGCGUCCAAUAAUCAUAAUAAUUCGGAAAAUCGGACCACUCAUCGGGAUACUGCCAUCGAUAGGUGGUGACGACGAUGACAAAGACGACAACUUCAUUAUUGUACAUUUAAUGAUGCUUACAGUGUGUUUGAGUGAGAGCAUAUUUUUCAUUGAAUGCACUCUCGCACCCUCUCUCUGUCUAUCCCGAUGUCAAGAAUCAAUUACCACCUACCAACGGAGAGACGGUGGGGGAAGGGAUCUACUAUAGAAAUUCAUAGCAGCAUUUGUCCUCACACCCGAUUCACCCUUCCGUCUAGAAUUUCUAAUUGUACUCUGUUACCGACGAACGGACAGUUUGAUUUCGAUUCUGGACAGCUUUGCAGGAACAUGGCCACACAUGGCAGCAGACACUCUGAUGCACUUCGUAGAUUACAGUCUAGGCUGAGCAUCGAUUUGUCGUCCACGUAAAGGGGAAAAUGGCAGACGACUCAGACGAGGAAGGUGGUGGAGUAAAAGCAUUUAUAAUUGCGGUUUGAAGUGAGAGAGAGAGAUGCAUUAAAUGCAUUCAAGAUAUUGCUGCGGUAUGUGUACGUAAUGCGGAACAAUAGUUUGAUUGCUCUCCGGUAGUAGUAGCUUCCUACCAAAGAGCUCGAACGUGCGAAUGAUUCUAAAUAAUUCGAUAUGUGAUCUGAUCUCUUGAAUGUUGGAAGCUUCUCUCUGAACGUGCCAGUGAGUGAAAGAUUAUAAAACCAAACGGUAAGCCACGUGAGUAAUGCUUGUAUGUGAGGCUAUUUUUGAUUGCAGUGAAAUAGAUUAGGUACAAUUCUGGUGCCAACGGGAAUAAAGUGGAAAAUAUCGAGUCCGAUGCAGGAUGAGGAGUGCUUCCACAACAAAACGAUAGAUGCAGGGUAGCGCAAUUUUACUCUCUAAUUAAUUAAUUUUGAAAUAAGUUAAAUGGUAGUCUUUAUUAUUUGAUCUCUGCUAAAUGAGAUGUUGACAGCAGAUGCUCCAGACGGUGGCAUCGUAUAACAGCAAUAGAAGAAGAUGGAGUAAGACCACCAUCCAAAGUAUAAAAUUUAGUGAAUGCAAAAUAAAUUAGCGAAGUUUUUUCAUUAAUUUUUCGAAUCAUUAAAAAAUAUUCAUUUUUUAUAGGCAGGGUAACAAGGUAAAGGUAUUUCUGCAACCACUGCGCACUGAGGCAAAUAAAUCUUAUGAAUUUAAUAAAACCCGACUUAUGACUUUCAAAAGCGUAACUUGUCAUUGAUUUUCGUCUAUCAUUAGGUAGCUCUUAUACGCCUUUAACCAUUUUCUUUUAUCAAGCGUUGAAAGACUAGUGGUCAACGUAAUCUCAACGUUCAUUGUUCGGUUCCAGCCUGUUUCGUUUUAUUAUUUAUCAAAUCAAUGAAAUUCAUACCGAUUUAUUGUGGCUAAAAUUUAUAAGAGGAUCUUAUGGAAUUAUUACGUUCUUUUGCCUCAGUGCAUCAAAUUGGACGCAACAAGCAUCAACAGAUAAGUGUUAUGGUCACAUAUAUUGCAACUGAAUGUCUUUGAGAUCGGCUUACUGGUUCCGGAGAUAUGGCCGGAACAAGUUUCGGUGAGCGUUACAAACUCAAUUUUUUUUUUAUUCUUUAUUAAAGAGUUUUUUAGCCUUGGGCUAGUUCAUUUCUAAACAAACUCAAAUGCGAGACAUCAAACCGCAGUAAUAAUGAGUGUCCCGGACCACAUUGGUCACUCCUGGACAAAUUUCUAGUACAUUUUUACUGUAUAGUAUAUUUUCACAUGCGUAACACAUUUUUUACAUACUUCUAUCAACUGUUACAGAAGAAGUACAGCCUAAUGAAGGGUACCAACAAAUGCCAGAGAUCACAAUUGUUUCACCCAAAAUCCUAUGAUUCAUUGCAUUCAAAAUAAGAUCAUGAAAAGCCCCACUGAUCGAGAAGCUUGUUUUGAUUAAUUGUUUUGACGUUUUGUAAGUUCAGGAGCUGCAAGGUGUUUUAGAAUGAUAUAAGCAUAUUGCUAAUCUAUUCUGUAUUGAACAUUUUGUGGAAUCUUGAGGAUUUCAUAAAGAUUUGACUAUGGGGGGUCGUACCCAGCCAAGCGUUCUUACUCCGUCUUCUUCUAAUAGAGUGAUUUGAGAUUUGGGUGUCACUGUUUUUGUAAACAAUUACUUCAACAAUCGAUUUUUGGCGAAUAAAAGUACAUUCUCGCAAUCUUAGCUCAUAAUAAGUUAGGGGAGUGGUUUCUAUUGCAGUUGGUAUAGGUUGUUUGCGAAAUUGUGAAAAAUAGGUUACGUCCAAAUCUCGAAUGACUUCAGAAUAAGCGACAAUCAAAAAUCACAUUGACAACAGCUUGGGUUAGCUGCACACUUAGAGAGGAUAGUCACCGAUGAUAUUUUUUGGAAGAUUAAGGAGCGUAGGCAUAGUCAUUAGCAAAUUGAUAUUUUUCCGCUCUCAUACGCUCUCAAUAUCAUGCGUGAUAUUGGAAAAAAAAUAUCAUGCUUAAUAUUGAUUUUACAAGCUCCUUUGAUAUUGCGAGACUAUUCACAACGUGUAAAGUUGAAGCUGAGAGUUGAAUCGACGCAAAAAUUAUUCGGUUGCACCUCGUUUUCUUAGAAAGAGAAGGUAUAGUAAUACCAACAAUCAAUACGAAACUAUCAAUUUUAAAUUGGCUCACUACUUGACUAACCUAUUGGUCCCAAGCAAACGAUUAACGUACCCCAUUCUUAUCGAAAUUCUAGUACUACGUAAUGUUUGUUUUGAUUCGCUAUGAAAGUUUGACAGGUAAAAUGAGGGGUUAUUGGUUUUUCCUAUGUUUCGAGGGUGAAUCGAUUAGCUUGGGACCGAAGAUAGUACCAGAGCUGAGCCAAAAAGUUAAGCUCGUUUCUUCGAGACCUUCUGGUC